UGUUUACUCGCAGAGACAAAUAGUAAAACUCAGCCGUUCAUCUCCUCCUGCGGCCCUCCAUCUCACCAUCUUGUGUUUCAAGAUGACAGAUCAUGGCGAAACGGAUGUUGCCUCGUCCGCCCCCGCUCUGUCGGUGGACGAAGAAAAGAGGGACGGCGAAAGUAACUACAAUGCAGCUAAAACUGCAGAGGAGCCAUGUGCUGCUCUGUUUGACGAAAAUAACAGAAACAGUAGUCAACAACCUUCACCGGACCACGAGCAGCCUGCAGAAGGACAGGGAGGCGAAAGAACUACGGAAAAGGCUGGCGCAAAAGAUGAAGCUGCAUCAACUCGUAUCACGUACAUGCAACAGUAUGAGGAUAGCGAAUUUUUGAAUCUCCGCGCGAUUCUUGAACACGCACUCAAGAUUGUCUUGAAGAAACCUGAUCCCGAUGAGAAAGAGAAAGCCAAAGGCUCGACCUCUACCUCUGCGAAGGCACCAGAGCAGGGGAAAGGCGUGGAAGGCGGUGGAAACGAUAAGAAAGACAGCGCGAAGACUGCUAGUGCUCAGCAUACUGAAGAGAAGCAAAAUGAGACAGAUACUUCUUCCGCUCCUACAGACGAGGGAUCGAAGAACGCAACCGUCGACGGUGAAGAAGCAAACCCUGAUGCUGCUGCGCAGCCGAAACUGCAGGAUUAUGCAGACACAAAACAAGCAAACGAGGACGAGGCACCGAAGAUUCGCAUCAAGUUUGUGAACCUGGCGGGAGAUCCGUUGUUGGAAGGAGACGUGACAAGUUUAGACAAGCGGUCAUUGCGCGGGCUUUUUCUACAGAAACUCCACGAAGCGACCGACAUGGAAGACGGCAGUUUACAGUAUUGGACCGGUUCUUACACGGAUGGCCUGGAAAGCUCCCUCGUUCGCAUUUUGAGAGACCUGCAUCCUUUGCACCCGAAAGAUAAGCCGCUGCGGCCGAAGAGGCCGCCAGUUGAUGAAACUGCGGACGAGCACGAAAACGAAUCAACCGAAAGUAAGCCCCAGAAGAAACAAGCGGACAAUAACCACACCCGUACGCAGGUUGAUGGCAGUGGCUCGACCGAACUAUAUUGCAAGUUGUUCGAGAUGAAGGUUCGUCUGCUCGACCAGGAGCGCGCUGACUUCAACAAGCAGACGAUCGCCGACUGCGAUCUGUCCAAGAGGCUGUUUGCGCACGUCUGGAAGGAGGAGUGGGAAACGGAUGCGAAGCUCUUGAAAGCGUCGCAGUACCUGGCCCUCCUGCGCGACCCAGACAGCGAUGCGGACCAGCGAAAGCUGGGUGCGGAGGAAUACACCGAAAAGCAGUUGGAGGACAUCAUCGAGCGGUAUCUGCAGACCCAGCGAGGUCGGUACGAGGUGUGGCGCACGCUUGACGAGGCGUUCGUGCGGAUGGCGGCUACCCCGGAGAUCACUAUCUGGCCAACGCCCCCGGCGAAGCCAAAUCUGUUGGAAGUGUUCAUGGACAUAUACGGGGAGGGCCAGGUCUUCGUGGACGGCAAAUUUAUCGGCCCCGUCUGGAUGCUGACCGACUGCCGUCGCGGUUUGCUGUGGGCGAACGAGCAAAUCGCGACCGCGACGAAGAAGCUCCAGCAGCGCGCGGGAGAUGUUGAAGGCGGUCGCGGAGGUGAGGAUGGAGGACCAAGAACCUCAGAGGACGGUGAAAAUAAAACUCGUCCAGAAAUUGCUGAUUUUGUUGAUGGAGAGCUGUCAGAAAAUGACCAGAAAGCAACCGUCGAGAACGCGCUCCGGUACAUUCACCUCUACAAGAGGCUAAUCGUCCCGCCCGACGGCUAUUCCUGUUGCGGCAUGGGGCCCGCAUUUCGGUUGUUGCACUGUGGCGAGGACGCGGAUAACAAAGAUUACGAUGGAAGGGAGAAAAGCUUUCUGGCCUCGAAACUGCUACGCUGCGGUCAGAGUGGUGUGUCGCCUGCUUGUUUCGUCCAUUUCGCCCUGACGCAGCACAAGUACCGCGACGCAGGAUCGGACGAAGAGGCAGAGAUCAUGCGGAAAGCGCUGCAAUGUCUGAAAGACGAGCAUCCCAAUCUGUUUCUCCUUGCUCCCUACUCCUACGCCGGGCCGCACGACCUUAGUUUUGUCGUUUCCGAGCCGACUCCCGUCGAUGAGAAAAAUUCUACGGAGGUUCUGGUGCGGGAAGUAGAGGGUGGUGCGACGAGUACUGAUAGCCCGGGCGUUGUUGAAAAAGCGGAAAGCUCCGACUCCGAGACAUCAGGUAGCACCGCUCAGGAGAACGACAUCACGGACAAACCAGAUGAACCGGCUGGCACUGGGACUGCUAGUUCUGCUGAUUUCGAGACCAAUCAAAGUCCCGCGCUGUUUGAUAAGAAGUCUCCCAGAAGUCUUGCGCCCUCAUGCACCUCCCCCUGCCCGACUACAACGUCGUCUUCCCCACAGCCGGUCUCGUCCCCCGACACGAUUUCGCCUGUUGUAUGCGAUGCUGCUUCCGCUCUAGUGUCUCAAACGGACGACGCGAAAGACAAGCGGGAAAACGAACAAACAGUGCACGAAGGAUGCAAACAGCUGGAAUACGUCGUCACGGUCCUUGUCAAUAACGCGUUUCGUGACCCCACGCUGCCGGAAUCUGCCAGCAUUUUCUCUGACGAGGCUGGAGAAGAGGCAUCGAAACACUUCCUGAAGACGGAGAUGCUCUUCGAAAAACUCGAGCAGGUACACAACCAGGUCGAAUGGGCAAAACUGAUUAAGAAGUUGGAGGCAAAGGCAGAGGCAAAUCGAAAGCUAGCUGAGGCAGAAAAGGAAAAAGAAUCUUCAGUCCCCGAGACCGAAAAUAGUGCUUCUGGUGGGCUGAAGAGCGAUCAAGCGGUCGCUCGUGAUAGAGACACAGAAGUGAGUGACGUGGUCGAGUAGGAGGUGCACGGAGUCCACCUACCUCGUGAUCUUCAGGAAAAAAUCAUCGGGACAAAGAUAGACAGUGUGGUUGCGUCAGUCCAAGACAUUGCACCACACGUCCAGGCAUCGUCAUGGUAGUCGUCUCUUCCCUGCUGGAGGUGAUAAAU
Molecule: messenger RNA, 3048 nt
Organism: Amoebophrya sp. A120
Lineage: Eukaryota; Dinophyceae; Syndiniales; Amoebophryaceae
Source: the annotation of a GenBank genome assembly